Molecule: messenger RNA, 750 nt
Organism: Phytophthora nicotianae INRA-310
Lineage: Eukaryota; Oomycota; Peronosporomycetes; Peronosporales; Peronosporaceae
Product: 6,7-dimethyl-8-ribityllumazine synthase
Exons: 1
Coding region: 32-679 (215 amino acids)
Biological process (GO): riboflavin biosynthetic process
Cellular component (GO): riboflavin synthase complex; intracellular anatomical structure
Molecular function (GO): 6,7-dimethyl-8-ribityllumazine synthase activity
Source: RefSeq, a predicted model, not a curated record
AAACCCCUCAUCUUUUCCAGAAACGAAAACGAUGCCAGGAGCCAUCAAGCAGAAUGCGCUGAACGCGCUCAGCAGCCGCAAGACGGACGGCAAGGGCUUGCGCGUGGCCAUCGUGCACGCCAAGUGGAAUGCCGAGGUGGUGAACUCACUGGUAUCGGCCGCCAAGACGGAGCUGCUGCGUGCUGGCGUGGCCGAGAGCGACAUUGUGGUCGCUGAUGUGUCGGGUGCCUACGAACUUCCGUACGCCGCCAGCCGUAUCAUCGCGUCACAGAAGCUGGAUGCCGUCAUCUGCGUUGGAACGCUCAUCAAGGGGGGCACGAUGCACUUUGAGUACAUCUGCGAGGCCGUUUCGCAGGGCAUUAUGCGUGUGCAGUUGGACACGGGCGUGCCUGUGCUCUUCGGCGUGCUCACGGUGCUCAACGAGCAGCAGGCCAAGGACCGCGCCGGCCUGUCGGACAAGGGCCACAAUCACGGCACCGAGUGGGCGCAGACCGCCAUCGAGAUGGCUCGUCUUCGCGAGGCGACGCUCAAGGGCGGCUGUCCCAUGCGUCCGCAUGAGCACUUGCCCUACCACAGCCUGACCAACUGCCCGUUCUUCACGGUCUCCACGUGGCUGCACAUCGCCACUCUCGGCGCGCUCGGCUUCGUCGCCGCCACGGUCGCUAAGAAGCUCGCCUAGACUCAGAGAAUCGAUCAACCUCAAAGCUAUCAGGCCUGAGUAACAAACAUGCUCCUUCUUUUGAUGCAAUA